AUGGCUGUCUGGUGGUUUGUCGUUUGCAUUUGCCUGUUCUUUCCAUUUUGUCCUUGCGUUCUCCCAGCGUACCGAUGGCUAGUGGCCUCGUCGUGGAGCUUCACAAUCAUUCUUCUUGCUCGCAUGCUUUUGUUUUGGUCGGACGAUGUUACAGCUUCUUUCUUUGCAGGAUUCCUUCUCGUUUGCAUCUCCUUCGCUUCGACCAUUGUCGAUUCGCAUAAUUAUUCACACACCUUUUGGUGGGUGGGUGGGCAACAAACAAUCGCGGCAUCGUUUCAAAUUUCCCCUCGUGGUGUUCGUGAUUCUAACUGA
Molecule: messenger RNA, 312 nt
Organism: Purpureocillium lilacinum
Lineage: Eukaryota; Fungi; Ascomycota; Sordariomycetes; Hypocreales; Ophiocordycipitaceae
Source: RefSeq, a predicted model, not a curated record